Hordeum vulgare subsp. vulgare (domesticated barley) is the source of this 1401-nucleotide messenger RNA. RefSeq names its product RNA-binding protein 1-like. The record is from RefSeq and is a predicted model, not a curated record. Gene Ontology annotation, molecular function: mRNA binding. Bases 143 to 1144 code for a protein of 333 amino acids. The transcript is spliced from 5 exons. NCBI's taxonomy places the organism in Eukaryota, Viridiplantae, Streptophyta, Magnoliopsida, Poales, Poaceae.
UAUCUUUCUCUCCUACACGCCGAGACCAAACCGAAACACUUUCUCUCUCUCCCUUCUUUCUCGUCCUCGAAACCCUAGCCGCACGAAGACUUCGUCUCGCCCCCACAUCGCCCGCCGCGUGACCUGCCUACGAGGGCGAACUAUGGCCGCGGAGAACUACUGGAGGUACGCCGACGCGCGGCAGCAGCAGGCCAUGGUGGCCGCUGCGGCGGCCGCGGCGGGGAUGGCGCCGGCAGCUACCGUUGGUCAGGCCGCGACGGCCGCGGGGGGCAUGCAGCAGCACCAGCACCAGCACCAGCAGGCGGCGAUGGCGCAACAGCAGCAGCAGCAACAGCAGCAGCAGGCGGCCGCGCCGUCGCUUAAGCGCGCGCGCCCAGACUACGGUGAUGGUCCUGGAGGACAAGAGAUGGCUGGAUAUUAUCCGCGUGAAAAUGCAGGUUAUCACUCACUUAGAGACAAUGAAGCAAUUGGAGCGUCUUAUGACCGCUACUUACGAAAUGGGAUGCCUUCUGUGGCAGCCAAUGAACCAAGUAGGGCAGUUGUUGGUGCCAUGGGUGGAGCUGCAAUGGUUGGUGGUGGAAUGAGUGGAUAUCCUGUUGAUGAUCGUCGUAUGAUGGGUGUCGUUGGUAUGGACAGCAGAGCCAUGGGGUAUGGUGCAAGACCCGAGCCCCCUCUUCCCCCGGAUGCAUCCAACACUUUGUAUAUUGAAGGUCUGCCUGCAAACUGCACACGCAGGGAGGUUUCACAUAUAUUCCGCCCUUUUGUUGGUUUUCGUGAAGUGAGGCUUGUCAACAAAGAGUCAAGACAUCCUGGUGGAGAUCCUCAUGUCCUGUGUUUCGUUGAUUUUGAUAGCCCUGCCCAAGCUACUAUUGCACUUGAAGCUCUGCAAGGUGAAAAUACUUGUGUUUGUAGAUUUGGACUAUGUAGUUGUAUAGAUAAUCUGACUUUUAUCUCUGAUAAUAUUCAUUUUCAUAUAUUUUCUUUUUUGGCUUGUAUAUUUUUGCAUCCCCCAUUAGUUUCUUCUCAAGCUUGCGUUGAAAUUGGUAAUCAUGGUCAGUUUUCUUCUUUAGUUUAUCUGUUUUAUUUAUGUGUCCGUUGUGCUUUCUUUGUGCAAUUUCUGCAGCAUAGGUUGGUUGUGCUUUAGGAUUAUCAAUCGGUUACUUUAGGUGGCAUUAAUAGCCGAAAACUCACCUUUUGGCUGCGCUGCGAUAAUACUAGAAAUUCACACACCUUUAUUUGUUUUUGGCGCACUUUGCUGUAUGCCUAGAAUUUACAAUUUUGGUUCUAGAGGUUAGUGUGAAGUCAUUUUACCAUCUAUACGGUGCUCCGCUCUGCAUUACUGUACAGUUCGAACAUACACGUUGAUGUAUCCUUGCCAAUCCAUUCCAGUUUUAGUUGUUA